AUGGAUAUUACUAGGGGGAGCUUGGAUAAAAUUUCAAGGCCUGCGUCGAGCUCAAGAGCUUAUCCUCCUUGUAGAUCUUUAAAUACAUCUAUGGAGUUAUUGACACCAGACCCACGUUUGCCAAAGGUUGAUUCACCUGUCAGUUCGGCUGGUGGUCAUCAUAGAGGCAAUCUAGAAGACUGCUGUCCAGAAGAAAACAAAGGUGAUGAGAGAGAGAAAUCGGAUGUCAAGGAAGUAAGAACAGAUCAGCAAACCACAGUAGAAAGUACGAUCUUUGUUCUUCAGAAGUGUAUACUGAAUCCCAGCGAGUUGUCAGGAUGUAUGUCUAAUUCAGAUUCUGGAGAUGAUAGCACUGAAACACAGACUUUGAGAUUCUGUGAACCUUCACAAGGAAAACAAAGCAAUCCAAAAGCAGGUAUUAAUUUUCAGGUGUAUAAAGUGAACAGUGCAAUAAACCCAGCAAACUCUUCCAGCUUGGAAUAUUCUGAAGAAACAGAUGUAGAUCCUCAGAUUCAAGCAGCUAUAAAGAAAAUGAAUAAACUUGACAUGAUACUGGCAAAAAAACGUUUUAAAGAGAGAGCAAUUAAAAAACAAGGCAAAGAAAUGAGGGCAAAGCUCUGGGAAGAACUUCAGUCUAUCAGAACCUCUGGAAGCCGUGAGGAGAUGGAAAACACAAAACUUUUUUUAGCUUUGAUCUCAUCAUGGCAGUUUACAGCUGAUCCCUCCCAUGCUAAAGAAGAUGAAUUCUGUACUUCAGUAUUUCACACACAAAUUAAUCCAGAUGAUUAUGAUUGCCAUGAAACCCAACAUAACCAGGAUUACCCAAGUGAAUUAGAAACAACUGAAUUUCUUAACCAAGCAGAAAAAACGCAUAGCAAAACUAAAAACAAUCAGGAUUUCAUUAAAAAAAACAUUGAGCUAGCAAAGAAUUCAGGAAACCAGAUUGUUAUGCUUGAGGGGGAAAGAAAAAGGCUAAUUGAACUAUUGAAAGAUACAGAAGAUGGAAUUGAAUUGCAAGGUCUUGAGCAAGAGGAUGUAUCUGGCUGGCUAACGCCAGGAGAAGGGUACACACCUGAACCAAUGGAAUUUCAUCACCUCAAUGAGAUAGAUCUUAAGCUUCAAGUGCUACUAUCUGAUGGGGAUUUUUCUGCGAUUUCUAGCUCUUGCUCAAAACCUCCAAGCCAGAUUUAUCAGGAGUCUCUGGUUUAUGCAAACAGAAGCCUAGAAGCACUUCCAGGUGAAAAGGUUCUGCAAGACAACAAGGAACAACGUGAUCAACAAAAUCGUCUGAAAGAAAUAGAUCAUCAGCUGAAAUCCCUAGAGAGAAAUCUUACUGAAGAACAAAUGGGCCUCUCUGAAGAGCAGCUUAAGACCCUUCUGGAAGAAUGUAUGCAGCCUCAGAGAACAAUAAGCAACGUUUCCAUGCCAAAGUCUCAGGAAUCUCUUUCUUGUGGAUUAAGUCCCCCUUGUUACACAAGUCAAGACUCCGCUCUUCACUCCGCAUCUACUCUUUCCAAAAUGUUAGUUGAAGACCAUAUUGUAGGGAUGUUAAGGGCUCAGGAAAAGGCUGGACUCGAAGACAAAAGCUUAAGUGUUAAUGCAGAGAGUGAAAUCCCUGGUUACUAUAUCAGCAAAGCAUUGGCUGAUAGUCACUUAUCAAAGGAUUCACUGGCCCAAACAGAGGAACCUGAUGACCUAGAAGGUUUACAGAAGAUGGGAGAUAAGAGUAUUACUGAAGGUUACUUUAUGUCAAGAGCACUCAACACAAAAAGGUUGAAGAAACCUUCUUUCUUGGGUGAACCAUUAUAUUGCAUCAGCGUGAACAAUGAGCCAUCCACAGAGGCUGACAUUCUCAGCAUACCACUGCAAACCAAAGGAGGUGAGACUCUUAACAACCCUUUAGAAUAG
Molecule: messenger RNA, 1908 nt
Organism: Charadrius vociferus (killdeer)
Lineage: Eukaryota; Metazoa; Chordata; Aves; Charadriiformes; Charadriidae
Gene: FSIP1
Product: fibrous sheath interacting protein 1
Exons: 12
Coding region: 1-1908 (635 amino acids)
Source: RefSeq, a predicted model, not a curated record